Pedinophyceae sp. YPF-701 is the source of this 1995-nucleotide messenger RNA. NCBI's taxonomy places the organism in Eukaryota, Viridiplantae, Chlorophyta, Pedinophyceae. The record is from the annotation of a GenBank genome assembly.
AUGUCUGGGCCCAACGCCGCCGCGGGGCCGACCCCGUUCCUGGCCUUCGAGCCUGAGUUCAAGCAGUACAAGCGCGCCUCGCGCCAGCGCCUCGCCAUGGUCGCGCAGCUCCGCGCGCCGGUGCUGGGGGACGACGACGCCAAGCGCGCCCCAGUGUCGCUCUCCUGCGUCCUCGACAAGUCCGGGUCGAUGGCUGGGAGCAAGCUCCAGCUCGUGAAGCGCACCUGCGAGUUCAUGACGACCCAGCUGGGCAACACGGACAAGCUCGGCGUCGUCCAGUACGACUCCACUGUUCAAGAGCUCCUGCCGCUCUCCAAGACAUGCGACCAGUUCAAGGACGCGGCGAACGACGCCAUCAAGCGGAUGCGCGAUGGCAGCUGCACCAACCUCUCGGGGGGCCUCUUCAAGGGCGUCCAGCAGCAGCUCGCGAACCGCUACCUCGACUGGUUCGGCGCCGUCCCGGACGACGCCCGCCGGACCGCCCCCGCGCCCCCCGCGGGCGCGUCCGACUCGCACACUGAGUCGGACGACUCCGGGGUGCUCUCCCAGGAGGCCAUCGACCAGCUGCUCGCCGGCGCCGCCGCCCCGGACGCCACGGAGUGCGUGCAGUGCGCGGACGAGGAGGCCGUCAGCGAGGACGAGGACGAGGGGGAGGAGCUGCAGCAGACGGUGCAGGUGCAGCAGCAGCAGAUCAACAUCAACAUCAACGCGCCGCCGCCGAUGCCGCCGGCGCCGCAGCCGGCGCCGCAGCCGCGCGGGUUCUUCGGGCGCGUGUUCGGCGGGCAGCGCGCGGCUCCGCGGCCCGUGCGGCCGCAGAAGCGGAUGCCGGUGGUGGGCAGCGCUCCGCGGCUGCCUGCGUCGCUCAAGGCGCUCCCGCGGCCGCCGGAGCAGCCGGUCGAGGACGACGCGGUGCGGUCGGUCUUCCUCUUCACGGACGGCCUGGCCAACGAGGGCAUCUGCGACCCGGCGCGCCUCGAGGAGACGUUGCGCCGCAUGCUCGACGCCACGCCGCGCGUGCGCGUCUACACGUUCGGCUUCGGCGCGGACCACGACCCGCGGAUGCUCAAGGCGCUCGCGGACGUCGGGCAGGGGGUGUAUUACUACAUCGAGGACGAGGAGAAGAUCCCGCAGGCCUUUGCCAACGCCCUCGGGGGACUCCUCUCCGUCGCCGUACAGAACCUCGAGCUCACCUUCACGCCCGCGAAGGACGUGGGCGUCGCGGCGGUCCACACGGGCUUCCAGACCGUCCCCGCGGCCGACCGCGGCACGACCAUCCAGAUCGGCGACAUGUUCUCGGAGGAGUCGAAGGACAUCGUCAUCGAGCUCGACCUCCCGGAGAUGCGCGGGGCGGCCGCGGACGUGGUCGUCGGGACGCUGCGCGCGACGUACCUGGACGUGUCGACGGGGUCGCUCGUCGACAGGACGGUCCCGUGCACGGUGGACCGCCCGGACGAGGUGAACGCGGACGCGGUGCGCAAUCCGGCGGUGGCGGCGCACUUCACGCGGGUGCGCGCGGCGCGCGCAAUGGAGGAGGCGACGGUCGUGGCGGACCGCGGGGACAUCACGGCGGCGCGCGCGAUGCUCCAGGACGCGCUGGCGAAGAUGGAGGUGGAGGAGGCGGAAGAGGCGGCGGCGGAGGAGGCGUGCCCGCCGCCGCCGGGUGCGCCGCCGUCGAAGACGCGGAUGAUGCGGCGGCGCGCGCAGAAGGACAUGCAGUCCGCGCUCGGCGGGCUCGUCGACCACGCGACGUACGCGAGCAAGGGCGGCAAGGUGAUGCGGUCGGCGGCGGCGCAGCAGAUGCAGCAGCGGGCCUACAUGCUGGACGACGACGACCUGCGCGAGGAGUGCGCGACGGACUGCGACGAGGAGGGCGAGGGCUUCGGCGCGCCGGGCGGCGGCGGCGCCGGGGCCCCGUGCAGCAUGCCGGCGCCGCGCAUGGUGACGGGCGCGCAGGUGGCGAUGCGGAAGAAGGCGAAGGCGUUCUUCUCGAAGUGA